Molecule: messenger RNA, 1118 nt
Organism: Rhipicephalus sanguineus (brown dog tick)
Lineage: Eukaryota; Metazoa; Arthropoda; Arachnida; Ixodida; Ixodidae
Product: heat shock protein 60A
Exons: 3
Coding region: 1-864 (287 amino acids)
Biological process (GO): apoptotic mitochondrial changes; protein refolding; protein import into mitochondrial intermembrane space
Cellular component (GO): mitochondrial matrix; mitochondrial inner membrane
Molecular function (GO): protein-folding chaperone binding; ATP binding; ATP-dependent protein folding chaperone
Source: RefSeq, a predicted model, not a curated record
AUGUACUUCCAGGCUCAAGGUAGGCCUGCAGGCAGCUGUGAAGGCUCCUGGUUUUGGGGACAACCGCAAGGCGACGCUGAAGGACAUGCCGUGGCCACGGGCGGCAUCGUUUUUGGCGACGAGGCCAAGCUGAUCAAGCUGGAGGACGUGCAGGCGUCUGAACUCGGCCAGCUGGGGGAGGCGGUCAUCACCAAGGACGACACGCUGCUGCUAAAGGGCAAGGGCAAGAAGGAGGACAUCGACCGCCGGGUGGGACAGAUCAACGACGAGAUCGAGCUCAGCAAUUCCGAGUAUGAGGAGAAGCUGGGUGAGCGACUCGUUCGCCUGGCUAGCGGUGUGGCAGUGCUGCGAGUUGGAGGCUCCAGCGAGGUGGAGGUGAAUGAGAAAAAGGACCGGGUGAAUGAUGCACUCAAUGCAACUCGUGCUGCCGUGGAGGAAGGCAUUGUGCCAGGUGGCGGCACUGCCCUGCUGCGUUGCCUGCCUUCACUGGGCAGUCUCAAGACGGAUAAUGAGUACCAGCGCACGGGCGUGGAUAUUGUGCGCAAGACACUCAAGCAGCCCUGCAUGCAGAUUGCCCAGAAUGCCGGUGUUGAUGCAGCCGUCGUUGUCCAGAAGGUGGUGGAGGGCAAGGAUGACUUCGGGUACAAUGCCAUGCGCAACGAGUACGUCCACAUGAUCGGGGCCGGCAUCAUUGACCCCACCAAGGUUGUGCGGACAGCAUUGCUGGAUGCAUCUGGUGUGGCCUCCCUCUUGACGACGGCCGACGCUGUUGUUGUUGAGCUUCCAAGAGAGAACAAGAUUGAUGCCAUGGGUGGUAUGGGAGGAAUGGGCGGCAAGGGAGGCAUGGGUGGCAUGGGCAUGUGAAGAGAAGCGACCAGUGCUCUACCCGGCUGCUAGAAGAAGCACAGCACUGCAAUCUGCUCGCGAGACGCCUGAAAUGACAGCGGGAUCUGAUCAACACAACUAGUGGAGUUUUUCAAUGGAGACUCGCAAGCAAUAGUGCUCCAAAAUGCAGUAGUAGUGUAUUAUAGCGACUCAAUGUGAAGUAUUACCGGGAGCUGGAGGAUUGGCCUGCAGCUUUGGUUACGCUAUGCCGAACUUUUUUUUUUCUUUUUGUA